This is a messenger RNA of Phytophthora infestans T30-4, 2295 nucleotides long. Its product is annotated as carbohydrate-binding protein, putative. Bases 1 to 2295 code for a protein of 764 amino acids. The record is from RefSeq and is a predicted model, not a curated record. The transcript has a single exon. Lineage: Eukaryota; Oomycota; Peronosporomycetes; Peronosporales; Peronosporaceae.
AUGGACACGUCACUGAGCGCGUUGGUCUUCGACGGUGUGCAGGCCGACGUACGGACGCGCGCUGGCGGUAGCGUGUCGAAUGUGUCGAAUGUGGCUUUGUCAACGCUGGCGUCAAACGGAUCGGACGGGUCGGCAGCAGGCUUGCUGCAGGUGUACCCGGUGGCGUCAUUCUCGGGUGUAUGUCGUGGUUCUUUGGUGCUGGUGUUCCGGGAGAAGCGGAAUGCGGCGCAGCGGGUGGAAGUGGUGCGUCCGCUGGCGAUCUCAUGGCGGCGUCGCGACCUGGACCUGUCUGUGGCGCUGCGCUCGAUGGUAUUUGUGAACGAGACGGUAUCGUUGCCGCCGAGGCAAUUAGUGUUUGUGUUUUUGGAUCGCGCGUCUGCGUUGCUGGUCGACGCUCGGCUGGACGUGCAGAGCGUGAGCAUGGCAGUUCCUCGUUGGAGCGACUUCGUGCUGCUGCACCGCGUGAAGAGCGAUGGUGGAUGGCAAGUGUCGGGCGAGUUGCAGUCGAGCGAUGCGAGGUGGCUGAAGACUGCGGAGGUGGUUCUGACGCCGCGCACGGCCAGGUCUCAGACCGUGACGGUGUGGACGAACGUGACACUGGUGGACGCGGUGUCGUUGCGAUCCGUGGUGGUGAGGGUCUCUCACUUGGUCCGGAGCAUGCCGGACCCUCGGUCUCUGGUGUCGACUGUGCUACAGCCGAUCGUGGUGGAGAGCCGGGGGGACGAGGCUGCGUUGGUUUCGAUGGCGGACUUGGGCGCGUUGGGCACGUCGCUGGACAGCUCUGCGGUGUGGUCGGAGUACUGGUCGGUAGACGUGGAAGCUCGCGGGCGCGGCAUGGACACGUCACUGAGCGCGUUGGUCUUCGACGGUGUGCAGGCCGACGUACGGACGCGCGCUGGCGGUAGCGUGUCGAAUGUGGCUUUGUCAACGCUGGCGUCAAACGGAUCGGACGGGUCGGCAGCAGGCUUGCUGCAGGUGUACCCGGUGGCGUCAUUCUCGGGUGUAUACCGUGGUUCUUUGGUGCUGGUGUUCCGGGAGAAGCGGAAUGCGGCGCAGCGGGUGGAAGUGGUGCGUCCGCUGGCGAUUUCAUGGCGGCGUCGCGACCUGGACCUGUCUGUGGCGCUGCGCUCGAUGGUAUUCGUGAACGAGACGGUAUCGUUGCCGCCGAGGCAGUUAGUGUCUGUGGCUUUGGAUCACGCGUCUGCGUUGCUGGUCCGCGCUCGGCUGGACGUGCAGAGCGUGAGCAUGGCAGUUCCUCGUUGGAGCGACUUCGUGCUGCUGCACCGCGUGAAGAGCGAUGGUGGAUGGCAAGUGUCGGGCGAGUUGCAGUCGAGCGAUGCGAGGUGGCUGAAGACUGCGGAGGUGGUUCUGGCGCCGCGCACGGCCAAGUCUCAGACCGUGACGGUGAGGACGAACGUGACACUGGUGGACGCGGUGUCGUCGCAAUCUGUGGUGGUGGAGAUCUCUCACUUGGUCCGGAGCAUACCGGACCCUCGGCCUCUGGUGUCGACUGCACUGCUACAGCCGAUCGUGGUGGAGAGCCGGGAGGACGAGGCUGCGUUGGUUUCGAUGGCGGACUUGGGCGCGUUGGGCACGUCGCUGGACAGCUCUGCGGUGUGGUCGGAGUACUGGUCAGUAGACGUGGAAGUUCGCGGGCGCGACACGGACACGUCACUGAGCGCGUUGGUCUUCGACGGCGUGCAGGCCGACGUACGGACGCGCGCUGGCGGUAGCGUGUCGAAUGUGUCGAAUGUGGCUUUGUCAACGCUGGCGUCAAACGGAUCGGACGGGUCGGCAGCAGGCUUGCUGCAGGUGUACCCGGUGGCGUCAUUCUCGGGUGUAUUCCGUGGUUCUUUGGUGCUGGUGUUCCGGGAGAAGCGGAAUGCGGCGCAGCGGGUGGAAGUGGUGUGUCCGCUGGCGAUCUCAUGGCGGCGUCGCGACCUGGACCUGUCUGUGGCGCUGCGCUCGAUGGUAUUCGUGAACGAGACGGUAUCGUUGCCGCCGAGGCAGUUAGUGUCUGUGGCUUUGGAUCGCGCGUCUGCGUUGCUGGUCGACGCUCGGCUGGACGUGCAGAGCGUGAGCAUGGCAGUUCCUCGUUGGAGCGACUUCGUGCUGCUGCACCGCGUGAAGAGCGAUGGUGGAUGGCAAGUGUCGGGCGAGUUGCAGUCGAGCGAUGCGAGGUGGCUGAAGACUGCGGAGGUGGUUCUGACGCCGCGCACGGCCAGGUCUCAGACCGUGACGGUGUGGACGAACGUGACACUGCGAAGGUCUUCUCGUCCAACAAGUACACUCUGA